This is a messenger RNA of Amphimedon queenslandica, 1370 nucleotides long. RefSeq lists its product as uncharacterized. The coding region runs from base 528 to 1280 and encodes 250 amino acids. Lineage: Eukaryota; Metazoa; Porifera; Demospongiae; Haplosclerida; Niphatidae. The record is from RefSeq and is a predicted model, not a curated record. The transcript has 12 exons.
AGAAAAACAGAAGACACAUGUUUACUAUUGUAAUUGCUGUCAUCAAGAUCUGGAGAAUUUUCCAUCUAUUGGCUGUGAUCAUUGCUUGUUAUGGACUCACCUGAAAUGUUGUGGUCUAAAAGAUAGGCCCAAAACAAGAUAUUGGUUUUGUAGGAAGUGCCACACUAAUCCUACUCUGUGAUGUGUGUUGUUGAAAAUAUUUGGAUUAAAAAAGUACUUUGAUAAACUAUAACAAUAAAAAGAGUGAAUUCAAAGAAACAAUGAUGAAUAAUUGUGAGAUAAACAAAAUUAAAGAAAGAAAAUAAGGAAGUUAAUUUCAGAUAAUGAUUAAUCAAUAAUUACUAUUUAAUUAGCUCGUUAAAAUGGGCGUGGUUUAGGCACCACGUGAUCAUGCCGGUUCUAUAAGACCUUGAAAAUGGAAACCGGUACCGGUUCCGUAGCCACUUCGUAUAAUUUAACGUUCUUGCAGAGUAUCAUCCAGAUCAUGUGUUGUACAGUUUCAUAAGCCUUCCAUUGGUCCUCAUUCUAUGGAACAGCAAGGAAAACUAGCUCAUUUACAUGACUUGAUAGAGAGUGGUGAUUUGUCUUCUUUAAUCGGCUUUGUCAUUAGAAAGAGAGGCAAGCUAAAUGACACUUCAGUUUGGAAAAAUAAGCUGAUGAGUCACUUCAAGGGCAGGUCCCUCAAUAACUGGGCCUUAGUUGUGCAAAGUGUACACGAGCUACUACAUGAGGCGGGAUGUGACUCUGAAGAAAUGAUGGAGCAAGUAGUCAUGUUUAUAUGUAGUGGUAAAGAUGUUCAAUCCUCUGACGACAAAGUUCUAAAGGAAACAUUUUCCGUACUAGAUACCUUAACUGCAGAAAUGAAUUGCAAUGAGAUACUUGAAUUUCUGAGGACUGAUGUCACUGUAGCAGGACGGGACGUAGUGGCAGUAGUUUUGAAUGACAUUGAAGAAAAGCUGCCGUAUCCCGUGCCAGCCAUCAGACAAGCAUUGAAGAGAACAGGUGCAGGAAAGACACAGGAGACAAAAGAUUUCCUUUUACACGGAGAAAAGGCACCUAUUAAAAGGAACAUAAAUAGUCAAAGAAGAAAAUGCGAAAUAAUCUAUCAAGAAUGCUUUUAUAGUUUAGAGAACAUAAAAGGAAGACUUAAACAAUAUCAAAAGAAAAAGCAAAAAAAGCCAUUCCAAAAGAAUAAUCCGGAUAAGGAAAUUGUGCUUGCAAGUGAAGGUCCAAUGAAUACCAAGAAAGCUGAUACUGACAUUAGUCGUUACUCAAGAUGAAUUGAUGAAUGUGGAGAAAGCUGAUACUGACAUUAGUCGUUACUCAAGAUGAAUUGAUGAAUGUGGAGAAAGGUUAGUGAAAAGUCUGCC